This is a messenger RNA of Aspergillus welwitschiae, 485 nucleotides long. RefSeq lists its product as uncharacterized. The coding region runs from base 102 to 425 and encodes 107 amino acids. The record is from RefSeq and is a predicted model, not a curated record. NCBI's taxonomy places the organism in Eukaryota, Fungi, Ascomycota, Eurotiomycetes, Eurotiales, Aspergillaceae. The transcript is spliced from 3 exons.
GCCACAGUUAUACGAGACCUUACUCACGAACAUUGUUACCUUUUGUCUCAUGGUUGUCUAGAUACGAGGUCGAAUCCCGCCUACAUAGUUUCCAAAAAUAGAUGGACCAAAACAACUCCUCAUGUACAGGUUGCUGGUCCCCAGGAUCCGUCGGUGAGGUGUCACGUAAAUGCCGUCAAGGGACCCCCAAAUACAACCAACUUCCUAGCUACAUUGAAUCUGUACCAUCUCACAUCACGCAGGAUGUCCUGCAAUUCCUGAAUUCUAAGCAUGCCGUCUUAAUACCGAAUGAUAGCGUUAGGCAAGCUCUAUGGACGGCAUAUUGGAAGCUGUGGAGAAAGAACCAGUUUGUUACUUUACCAAUGUGUCAUGCUCGUUGGUCAGGUGUUCCUCAUUGCAUACGAGGGUCCACGCUGCCAGUUUAGUGAUACCCAAGAAUUAUUCGCAAAAGUUCGAGCACUCUAUGACUUUGGCUGGGAGACGAG